AUUAUAAUGUUGUUGUUUCCUUUGCAUUUCCGUUUAGUCUCGCUUAUAAUGACGCAAAAUAGGUUUUGCAAGUGCGACGAGCGAAGAAAGACGAAUCUAAUGAGAUUUUAACGAUUAUGCAUGCAAUGAAAUACGUCUGUUCGAAUGAUAAUUAUAUGUGAUAACAUCGCGGGGAUCGCGGGCAAAACAAUCUCGUUCUGCUCCGAAAGAGAAACGGCGAGGCGUUGUUUCUCGAAUGUUUUCGAACUUGCCAAAGCUGAAUUUGAAAAGGGCGAGCGGCCGCACGUUGGUAGCAGUGCAGUACAAAUGUUUGCCAUUUGUUGCCAUUGUUGAGGUUGAGACGCAAUAGUGCACCCAAGGGGAGCGUUGACAGCGUUGUUUGUCUUGGAUCGUGACGCUGCUGAUGCUUCGAUGAGGAGAUCUCUUGGAUAUCGCGAAGUGUAUUCGACGCAACUAUGGAAGCCCUACUACCGUCUGAGAUCGCUCGAUUGGUGCUCGGUUAUCUAGAGGAUCAGAAGUGUACUGAGGCAGCUAAGUUGUUUUUAGAGACAUCUCCACAUCUACAAGAAUGCCGUACCGUACUUUCUUGUGGGAGAAGAUUCAGCACCAGAGUCAAUGGUGUAACAUUGAUGGACCUUGUCGAAAAGUUUUCAUCCAUCAGUGCUAUAAUUCAAGAACGGUUAAGCAAAGCCAAUGACUGUGAGCAGGUGAAACAUUGUGGAGAUUUAAUAGAGCAACUCAAGUUUCUCGUAGAAGAACCACGUGGUCAGCGUUUUGUUGUAAACAUAAAUGUACCUUCACAGAGUAACGCACAAACAUCAAAUGGUUCACCUAUUGCUGCAAGCAACAUGCGUAAACGGCAUCAUAGUAACAGUGAACGGAUUAGACGCAAUAUUAAAUCCCAGUUUAAUUUAGUACAACAAUCUGAUAUCAUGAGUCCACCAGCAAGUUACCAUAAUGUUGACGCAACUCCAUUAGAGAGUUUGCCUGGGAAUGUUGAUUUGUUGAAGCAGGCAGAAUGCACUACUCAUACAGUUGAGAAGAGAGAUGACAAUUUUAUUAUGCAAGAAUCUCACAGACAAUGUGAUUUUGAGAAAAGUUAUAGUACAAAUAAUAUUACCGCACAUAAUAGAAGUACUCGGAUAAGUUCAGACGAUGUUUCAAGCGUACGAAGUUGUGAAAUAGACAUUGAUGAUAAAAAAAAGGAAGAAAGUAGCGCAAUUAGUACAAUACCUAAACAGUAUACUGCAGCCACAAGUACAGAAGAGUUAUUGAGUUUUUCUAGUACAGAAGUUCAAACUGUUCCUUAUGAGGUACCUGAGUCAGAGUCCGAAUCUAAUGACGAGCCCAUUGAAAAUCUCAGUAUAUUAACGAAAGAAAUGUUGAAUCGUACAGACGUACAAGAAUGUAUUGCAGAGAAUAUCAAUAAAGCAAUCAUUCCUACAGACCUUUCCAUGGGCGAGAACUUGAACGAAUCGAUGAACGGUGAAGGGAACACUUCGAUUGUGGCUGAGCUAAAUAAUGUUCUUAAAUCAAUCGUUGAAGCAACAGAAUCCGAUCCUGUGUUUGAAAAGUUUGUCUAUGAGUAUAUUGGACCGUAUAAAGAAACGGAAACAAGUCCUGAAGAUGAUGAUGAAGGAAAGCUAAGCCCAAAAUCUGUUAAUGAAGUGCAAAAGAAACAAAUAGAAACAGGCAUGGAUAAUAUUAGCUCACCAGAGCCAGUGAUAAUAGAUAGUAAAGUAUCUGUAGAGGACGGUAUAGCGGAUAUACCUCUGAAACAUAGACUUCGUAGUUCUUCGAGACAACAAUACAACAGAGUUGAAGACGAAGUUGACAAAGCGAAAGAUCAGGAAAAAGAUCAAAGCGCUUUAGAAGAUCAAAAUGCAGCAGCAGUGAUGAGUAUUAUAAAUGUCAAUAAUAUUAACAGUACAUCUGACGGUAACAAAAAGACUCUUGAUGCAAAAGAAAUAACCGUAAAUGACGAUAAUGGACAAAAAAUACAAACGAUGGAACCUACAAUAAAUAAGAACAAUACUAUAAAAUCCUUAAUAGAGACAGAUAUACAGAAAACUAGUAAUGUUGCGCCACCUAUAAAUAAUAAUGUACAAUCUAAAGUUAAGAAGUCCACAGUAAAGCGACCAAGACCUACGAAACCUAAACGCGAUCAAAUCGGUAAUAACCAAUCCAGUUCUGUUCAGUCCAAUGCAAUACAAUCCGUAACCGAACACGAACUCAUGACUAUGCCAACGUUGAUUGUGUGUUCGCCAGAUGAGAUGAAUAAUCUUUUGAUAAAUCGUUCGUCUACCAUCACAUCAACUACCACUUCGCGUUUUAUUCCGAUUGCUCCGAAAGAUCCAAGUAGAAUCAAAGAAACUGUGGAAACUUUAUAUUUAAGGACGGUAAAUGUACCGCAACCGAUAUCCAAAACACUACCAUCCGUGAUAGAAGAGCAGAACAAUUCUGCAAACCAAGUGGAAUUAUUGCAAUCGACAAGGAAAAAUGGUAACAUGAACAAACAUUUACGAACUAUACAAAAAACUGACGCGACAGUACCCAUUAUCAGUAUUGAUCAACAGGUAUUAAAUCUACAUCCGGUAGAAUCGGUGCAAACUAGUAAGAUCGUUGGGAGUGAAUCGAUAACGCUUUACGGCAAUGAGACCAGUGCUAAAACGUCAUUGGAUAGCACCAACUUGCCUAUGAUUAAUCUGGACGAAAAUAUCAGCCUAUCGAACAGCGGAUUUUCUCCAUAUUUAAAGUUCAGUUGUAGCAAGACCAAUCAAAGUCAUAAUCUUUCAGAUAUUGAUUUAGCAUCUGUAAUGGAAAAUGUAGGGAACAAUGCUGCAAAUAAUACGAGAAACGAACAGUCAUCCAAGAACGUCGAUGUCAUUACUAAACGUACACCGAAAUCCCUAUUAAAAAGUAGAUCCAAGAAUCAUAGAUUAAGUUUGUCUACGCCUCGCAAACGAAGCAGUCAUAUAAGAGCGCUUAACUUUAACACUCCUACAAGAACAAAUUCUACCAUAAAAACAAGCGGGGAUGGGAAUGCCCAGUUCUCGUCCAAUGUCUCAUCGACGAAACGUUUGAAAUCCGUUUGUAGAACUUCAUUAUUUAGAUCACCGUCGCUUUCCAGUACCUCCGCUCAGAAGCAGAAGACUCCGAUGAAAGUUAAUCAAUCUUAUAGAAUUCCGAUAGCUACUAGAAGCCCUGCGCCUAAGCUCAUGGGUGGUUGGGACAAGUACAAUGGUGUUGGUGUUAUUAUAGGUGAUGUAUCUCCACAUGGAAGUACCAGUGCAUCUUGUUCCUCUUCCGAGGAUAAGAUCGUUCAACACAAACCCGUAGCUAAAUCCAAACCUUUAGCAGGAAGUUGGGACGCUGACUUACGCAAGAGUAUAGAAUCGUACAAGAAAGACGAGCCUGAGAUUAAAAAACCUGUAAAGAGAAAAAAAAAUUCCAUCAAAGAUAAGAGUGAGGUGAAGAAAGCUAAAUACAGUUCACAAUCAGUAAAAAGCAACGACGAGAAACAGAGUUGUGGUAAAUCGAAAGUGAACAAAAAGUUGAAGCAUAAUGUGGAAGAUACUAACGAACCGGAAGAGGAUUCUCAAGAUAACGCAAAAAUAAUAGAACCACAAAAUAUUGAAAAGGAAAACAUAACGAAAGCCAUUAUUAAUACUGUGGAUUCCGUUGCGAGCAAGUCUGACAAAGUUUUGAUCAAUAUUUGUGAGACAUCGGCAAUGAUAAAUAGUACAAACGGCGAUGCGGUGACAGUGACUACAGAGAAGCCUGUAAAAAAAUACGUACAGCUAAAGACGAUAUCGACUAAUUUACGGAAAUCCGAUAAUGAGAAGGAGAAAAACAUGGAAGUCUCGCAAAUCAAUGCGCAAGUGUCCGAAAUCUCGAGGAUUUCAUCAGUGGACAAUACGCAACAUGCCUUGCGACUGCCCGAUAUGAUAAACUUGGAGACACCCAGAAAGUGCGAUAGCAUAUCCGGUCCACCACCGACGCCAAGAGUAUUGAGCCCUAGUAGCAAUUUAGUUACACCGUUCAUCAAGACCAAUGAAGAUUCCUCGAAAAUACGUAGUUUUAUUGCCACCCCGGAAUUCCCGAUAACUCCGGGUGUAGCUUUAACUCCGAAGGAAGAGACAACUAGAGAUAUCAUGAAAAGAGGCGAGUACAAUUCCCCGUACUACAAACCUACCUCCGAACAGGCUCAGGAUUCCGAUCUGAAGGUAUCUAAGCUUAAAGACAGCGGUACGCAAGAGUCACCCAUUCUAUCUUCGUCGCACAUAAAAUUACAUUCGACGCACAACAGUCUCACUUCGGGUAAUAGUUAUCAGAUGUGUACCUCUUCCAAACUAGAGAUAACGGAGUUUGAAGUGAUAAAGGAGAAUUUACCGAGAGAAGAGGCUAUCAAGGAGUUCAAAAUUGCGUCUACUUCCAAAGAUUCGGGAAGCGCAGCGGAACUCGACGCUUCCAUUGUAACAGAUCAUCACGUGGAUCUGAUACAGAUAAACGAAUUUAAAAGCGAACAUAGGGAAACAAUAAUCGAUGCCAAUGAUAUCAAUGAUUCUCACAAUGACUCUAUGGAGAGUAGCUCUUCGUCCUCCAAUACGUCAUCAUCGUCAUCGUCGUCGUCAUCGUCGUCUUCGUCAUCGUCUUCUUGUAGUAGUUCGAAUACUUCGACAAAAACGUGUUCGCCGAACGAAAAGUGCGAUAAAGCUCCAAGUAAAACGAGCACAGAUAGCAGUAGUGAUUUCGCAGAAAAAAACAUUGACGCACCGAAAAAUACGAGCGAUGUAUUACUAAAUAUACCAAAUGAUGCAUGUGAACAAUUAGAUAAUGUAAUUAAAACGGAGUCGUCGCCGAAGAAGGUAUUCGCAAUCGCGAAAACUGAUGAACAGCUGAAGAAUACGUUGAAAGAAACUCCGGCAAAAGAUGAAACUCUAUUAAAUGAAGCUGAUAUUUCGGAAACGCCUAGCAGCUCAAAAUGCGGAGUAGAAACAGUUAACUUAACUACAAAGAUAUCGGCGAUUAUGACGGAAGACGAAAAAUUAUCAAGAUCAAACAAGCCCCCAUCAAAGAGUAGCAGUAGAAUACAAACCAACAUACCGAGAGCACAGCCAAAGAUAAUAGAUAUACAGUAUAUUCCGCCAGGAUCAUCAAAAUACAUUGAGUCUCUGAGAAAAAUUAAAGUCAAUGCGAAUGAAAAUCAAUCCGAGCGCGAAGAAAACGCGUUUGUGCAUAACCAGUUAAUGCACAAGCAACUAUUGGAGGAAAAACGACAACGUAUCAUGGCUAAGAUCAAAGAUAACCCAAAACUGAAUAAUGGGACUAAGCGUAAAAGCAUUUUAACUGCCGACACUUUGAAGAAAUUUGGCAGAGGAAAACGAAUUAUACGGCCACCGGCAAAAUACUCUAGAGAUGUUUAUAAAAAAAUAGAGCCGCAAAAUAAUAGACGUGAAACCGUAAGAAAAAGUACACGAAGAAAAUGUGAAACAAAAAAUCAGGAUCUCGCGAACAAAUGCGAUAACAAGGAAGAAAUAACGGACCGAGUUGCCGCAUCGAAAAGUACAGAUCCUGACUUAACGAAUUAUAAAAAUAAUGGUAAUAACGAACUGCUCGAAGAUCACACGACAGAACAAUUACGCGAAAAUAACAUUUGUGACGUGGAAAAUAAUGCAGUUGAAAAUUGUAAAAAAAGCGAGACCGUGCAAUCGCAUAAUUUCUUAUUGGAAAGUCAAGAUUAUGUAAAAGAGAUAUCAGAUGCUCAGGAGAUUACGGAGAAAAAUUGCAAUAUUAAUAGCAAUGUCGACAAAGAAGGAAUAACGAAGACUCUUGAAAAUGCGCAAGGUAAGAUUUUGAUGAAAGAACCGAAUUCAGAAAAAUGUAUUGUUUCCCAAGAAACAUUAGCUCCGGAUAAGUUGAAGCACGAUCAAACGGAAGAUAAAAUAAACAAACCGAGACAGUUUUCAAAUCAUGCUGAUAAAUCUGACAAAAUAUUGAGACAUAAGGUAGAUCAAGUAAAACGCGACUUAUUUAGUGACGAGGAGAAUGAUUACAGAACAUCUUCGACUGUAAGUGCAACAGAUAACAAAGUUAAGAAAAUCAUCGAUUCUGAAAUUCAAAGUUCUGAUCAAGCUCCGGGCAAAAAGGAGAAUGCUAAUGUCGAAAAUUCCAAGCAGGAAUUGUCAACCGUUCUCCAGUGUUUGCAGUUGGUGCCCGCGUCCAAAAAGGAGCAUUUGGACAAUGGUAAAAAUCAAACCGAACAGCAACACAAGGAGCAGAGUGAACCUGAAAACGAAGGUGAUAAUGAAACGCAUCAGACAGCCAAUGUUCAUAACUAUAAAGCAGAGUAUCACUUCGUGUAUGAUGAUAGUAUACCGAUGAGAAAGAGAAGGAGAAGGUAUAGCGGGCACGAGUUACAGAUCGAAAUUAAUUAUGCCGAUUAUUCGGAUCCGAACCCCGUUGAAUGCUUCAAGAUAAUGAAGGCCACAGAGUUCGAGGAAAUAUUUAAUCUUCUGCCUAAAAAGGGAAGUAAAAAAACGCGUACAAAAAUUGAAAAAGUUUGCAAAACACCCAACUUUCAAAUGAAUAAGGACACUCUUAACUUAAAAGACAAUACCGUGAAACCUCUAGCUACAUCGUCUCCUGUAGAUGAACCACCAAGAGCUAAAACGAAGAAAAUUAUUAAAACUGCUGCGACAAACAAAACUAAUAACAAUACGCAAUCUGAUGCAAAGAAAAAGCAAAAGCUAGAUAAGCAUCAGGAAAAAGAUGUUAUUACCAAAGGCCGAAAGAGAAAAUUGUCAGAAGCAAAAGAAACAAAACAGGUUGAGAAGAAAUGUGCAACGGAUCCGCAAAUGUUACUCAGUACCUUAAACGAAGUAGACCUAAAUAAAUUCCUGACUACAGUUCAUGGACCUGAAUAAAUGCUCUCUUUGGUGUACAUAUGUAUAAAAAAAGUGUAAACUUCUUUUCUAUUUUUAUAUGAUAUAUAGUGUUAGAAUAUUAAAAAUAUUAGAAUAUUUUGUUACUGAUAA
Solenopsis invicta (red fire ant) is the source of this 7037-nucleotide messenger RNA. It is a transcript of the gene mxc, whose product is annotated as serine-rich adhesin for platelets. The record is from RefSeq and is a predicted model, not a curated record. Gene Ontology annotation, molecular function: protein binding. Lineage: Eukaryota; Metazoa; Arthropoda; Insecta; Hymenoptera; Formicidae. Bases 456 to 6926 code for a protein of 2156 amino acids. The transcript has 10 exons.